AUGCCGGAGAAGGAUGUUGCUGCCUGGAACGCGAUGAUGAACCUCUAUGUUGAGAAUCAGGACUUUGAUUCUGCUAAAGAAAUCUUUGAUAGAAUGAAAGCCAGAGAUGUGUUCUCGUGGACUGCGAUGAUCACUGCAUACUCGCACAGUGGGGAUUUGGAGAGCGCAAAAGCUUGUUUCGAUCGAAUGAAGCGUCGUAACUCCGUUACAUGGAAUGCUAUGUUAGCUGCCUACAUACGAAAUGGCCAUACGGUAGAAGCCGAGUCUUUUUUCCGAAAGAUUCCGCGGCCUGAUGCUGUUUCGUGGAACUCAAUCAUAUCCGCAGUUGCCAAAUGCGGGGAUUUGCGGCGAGCAAGACAACUUUUCGAUCAGUCACCGGAGAAAAACGUCGUAACUUACAACACGAUGAUCACCAGCUUUGUUCAGACCAAUCGUGUCGAUCUCGCAAAGAAUUUCUUCGAUCGGAUGGAAGAGAAAGACUCGGUUUCGUGGAACGCGAUGAUAACCGGGUAUGCCCAAAGCGGCCAUCUCGACAAAGCCCGAGAGAUGUUUGAUCGAAUGCCCGACAGAGAUAGAGAUCCGGCGUCCUGGAACUCGAUGAUAAGCGGAUACGCUCUUGAAGGACGCCUCGAGGAUGCGAAGUUCCUGUUUGAUUCCAUGGCCGGGAAGAGAAACUUGGUGUCCUGGAACGCUCUCAUCGCUGGCUACGGGCAGAAUGGCUAUGGAAAAGAAGCCAUCAAUCUCUUCAAGAAAAUGGUGCUGGAGUUUCGAUCGGAGCUUCCAAACAAGGUGACUUGCAUCAGUGUUUUGGAUGCCUGCGCGAGCAGCCUCUCGCUGAGCGAUGGCCGAGCUAUGCACGCCAGGAUCUUCCUCUACGGCGUCCAGUCCGAGACAGUGGUGGGAAACUCGCUCAUCAACAUGUAUGGGAAGUGUGGCUUGCUGGAUCAAGCCGCGAGAAUUCUCAUCACGAUGCCUCACGCCAAUUCGAUCUCCUGGAACACCUUGAUCGGAUCGUAUGCUCAGCUCGGCCGCGCGGCGAUCGCAAUCCAGCUCCUUCCGCUCAUGAUCUGCGAGGGAUUCCAGCCCUGCCAGGUGACUUUCUCGGGGGUUCUCUCGGCUUGCGGCCAUGGAGGGCUGUGGAGCAGAGCGCGCGAGUUCUUCGUGUCGAUGGUGGGCGAUUUUGGGGUAGCACCCAUCGCCGGGCACUACGCGUGCGUGAUCGAUCUUCUGGGCCGCUCCGGGCUGCUGAUCGAGGCUCAGGAUUUGCUCCAAUCCACGCCGCAGGACGAGAUCUCGUGCAUGUCGAUCGUGGGCGCAUCGAGGCUGCACGGCGAUUGCGGGAUUGGAUCCCGGGCGGCGCUGCGCGCGUCGCAAAUCGAUCCACAGAGCUCCGCGCCCUACGUGUUCUUAAGCUCUUUUUAA
This is a messenger RNA of Selaginella moellendorffii, 1422 nucleotides long. RefSeq names its product pentatricopeptide repeat-containing protein At4g02750. Gene Ontology annotation, molecular function: protein binding. The record is from RefSeq and is a predicted model, not a curated record. The coding region runs from base 1 to 1422 and encodes 473 amino acids. NCBI's taxonomy places the organism in Eukaryota, Viridiplantae, Streptophyta, Lycopodiopsida, Selaginellales, Selaginellaceae. The transcript has a single exon.